AUGAGAAUGGAAUAUCAUGAAAAGAGCAAUUACUUUAUGAAUAUAAAACAGCAUUUUUGCUUUAUUAAAAAAAAAAAUAAUUCAAAUGUUAAUGUGGAAAAUGAACAUGUAGAAAAGUUUAUUUCGAAUGAUGAUGAACAUUCAACGAAUAGCGAAAAUGAAGAAGAUAUCGAAUCAGUAAAAAAAGGAGGAAAUAACGAAAGUAUAGAUAAUCAAAUGAUCAAUGGCAAUAGGACUAGUAGUAGUGAGGAUGUCAGAAACAUUAGGUCUAACCAUAGGGAUGAAAACUUGAACAAGGAAAAUAAUAAUAAUUUAAACAACAAAUUAAAGAAAAAUUUGAGUACAUACGCGGAAAUUAACAGUAAAAGUUUGAGUAGCAAUUAUAGUAAUAGCAGGAAUAGUAAUAAUAAUAAUAAUAAUAAUAAUAAUAAUAAUAAUAAUAAUAAUAAUAAUAAUAAUAAUAAUAAUAAUAAGAAUAAGAAUAAUAAUAAUAAGAAUAAGAUAACUGCUAGUAGUAAUAAUAAUGAGAAUGAUGAUUAUUCGAAGCCCUUACCAAGUAGCAAAACAUACAAUAAUGGUAAAAUAAAUAGUAUCUGCGCAUCUAAUCUUUGUUUAACUCAAAGGAACACGAAAAAUAAGUUUGAAUACAUAGAUAAUAUACAUAGCAAUAUCGAACGAAAGGACUUGAACUGUAAUGAUGAUAAUAAUUUACCUUAUAUAGUAGAAAAAGAAGUAAAUGAUAAAAGUUUAAGGAAUCAGGAAAAUGGUUCUAAAUCAACAAUUUUAUCAACGAAUUCAGUAUAUAAUUCAAGUGCGAAUAAUAUAGAAGAACAAGAAACUUUAAAACAAUCUAACGAAAUAGCACAAAAGGAACAUGUGCAUGUAAAUAAUGAAGAACGUCAAGAUGAUAAUAAAAAUAGGAGUCAUAUUUGCACGAAAAUGGUAAGAAACAAUUCAAAUAAAAUAAAAAGCGAUAAUGCUUUAUGUAAAAAUGUUUAUGACACAAAUAAUACAAGUAGCAAUGAAUUAAAUAAAAACUUCAAAUCUGUCCCUAACGUAAGUAGCGUAACGCGUAUGACAAAAAGUAGCAAUAUGGAAAAUAUCUCGAAUAUAAAAAAUUGUAACGCCAUAUAUGUUAAUAGUACUAGCUCAUUGACUGGUAUUGACCCUAUAAUAGUUAAUCAUAAAAUGGAUGUCAAUAAAAAUGCAACUAACAAUGUGAAGGCCGCAAAUAACGAUGAAUUAUCUGAUGAAAGAAAAUUAGUAAAUAUUAAUUCUAAUGCUAGUUGUUACAAACAGAAUGAUAAAAAUAACAAUAAUAAAGGAAGCACAAGUAAUAAGGGAUCUGGAAAUAAUAAAGGUGGUAACCGUAACAGUAGUAGUAAUGUAAAGAACAACGGAAACAGUAAUGCAGGUGGAAAUAGUACGAAUUGGGGAGGUAGCAGUGGGGGUAACAACGGGGGUAACAGUGGGGGUAACAAUGAUGAUGACAAAGAUGGUUGCAAUGAUGAUGUGAAGGAUAGCAAUAAUGAGGAUGAAAAUAAUGAAAAGAAAGAAAACAACAAAAGGAACAAUAGAGGAGUUCAUAAAAAUAAAAAUGCAAAUGAGGGGGGAAAUGACGAAGCGAGUAAGGAUAGUAAUAACAAUAAUAAUAAUAGCAAUAAUAAUAGUAAUAAUAAUAAUAGUAAUAAUAAUAAUAGCAAUAAUAAUAGUAGUAAUAAUAAUAGUAGUAAUAAUAAUAGUAGUAAUAAUAAUAGUAGUAAUAAUAAUAGUAGUAAUAAUAAUAGUAGUAAUAUGAGUAGAGGUGAUAGGAAGAAGAAAUACGUAAAAGACAGUAUCCAUAAAAGCAAAUAUAAUAGAAGCAUUAGUAACAGUAUGAAUAAUGUUUCUAUUGCAGACUUAUGUAACAUUAGUAACGUUGGCAAUGUUAACAAUUCCAGUAACACUAAUAACAUUUGUAAUAGUAACGACUGUGCAUAUUUCAGCAGUGGUAAUGAAAAUAACUUAAAUAAUAAGGGCCCCGGGGUGGUAAACCUCUCAGGAAAGAUUAAGAAGGGAACGAAUUACAACAGUAUAAGUUCAACAAAUAAAAUGAAUGAGUUAUGUAAUAACAUUGGUAGUAAAAUGUAUGUCGAUUCAGUUAAUAGUUAUGAUAACAAUGAUAACAUUAUUAACGUAGAUGAAAGUAUGAAUAGCUAUAAUGCAAAUAAGGUAGAUUUGAAAAUGUGUAACAGUAUAAGCGGAAUGUAUAAUAUGUGCAGUAUGAACAAUAUGGGCAUUGUGGGUAAUAUGAACAUUUUGAAUGGUGUGAACAAUCCGAAUGACUUAAACAGCAUGAAUAGCAUCGGAAACAUAAGUAACUUGAAUAACUUUGAUGAUACAAAUAGUAACGUUAAUAAUUUUUUUAGUAUAAAUAAUAAUGAAUUUUUAAAUAUGUGCAACAAUAAUUUUCAUUUGAAUAAUGGUGUAAACAUAGAAAAUAUAAGUGCAAAAUUUAUUCAAAUGGAAAACGUAAAUAAUACAAGUGCAUUGAACAGUAGCAACAAUAAUUCUUUUAAUCCUAAUAAUAUCAUUUAUGAAACUAGCUAUACGGAACAAAGUAUGAAAGGCCGUAUACAUUUAAACAAUAUGAAGGAGCAUUAUAUAAAUUAUAACAGCAAUAACCAUAUGCCUCAUAAUAAUGAUGUCUUUUAUAAUGUGCAUAAAGAAAAAAUGUAUUUAAAUAAUAGCAAUAAUGGUAACAAAUUUCAUGAAGAUAAGAAAAAUAAUGACCUUUUUUUUAAUAGAAAUAGUAGUAGUAGUAUGCAUGAAAAUUAUGAAGACAAAAUAUUGCAAAAUAAUUAUGAAAAAAUGAAUUUAAAUGAUAUGAAUAAGACGACAAAUGAAAAUAUUAGCAAUAUAUCGAAAAAUUAUUGGACUUAUAAUAAAGAUAAUAUAAAAAAAGAUACAGACAGCAAAAUGAAUAUAAACCUAAAAGAUAAUAUAGAAAAUGAUAAAGAAGUAAAUCAUAAUUUAGAAGACAGUUUAAAUUAUAAUGAAGCUAGCACAUUAAAUUUAUUAAACAUUGCAUUUAAUGAAAUUUUUAGAGAUAAAAAAUAUUUAAUAGAACAGGUUAUUACAAAAAAAUUUAUGAAUAAACUCGCCAUAUUUUUGAAAGAUGUUAAUAUGGAUAAUAUAAAAAUAAAAGGAAGGCAGAUAAAAAAGUUGAUACAGAAUGAAAAAAAUUCUAUUAAACAGGAGAGAAAAACAAACAGAGAAAGAAAAGAUGAUACAACAACUCCCAUACAUGGGAACAGCGACAUCAAUUUAAAUAAUGAAAUGCAUGAUCAAAUGGUAAAGGGAAGCAGUGACAAGGUGAUGAAUCACACACAUGAUGAAAAAAACGUUGAAGAUGCUAAUAACAAAGAGAGGAAGAAAAGUGUGCACAAUAAUGCUACUAUAGACGAAGGAAACAAAGUGGUUGCUGCGGAUGACACAACCAAUGUAACUGAAGCUAAGAAGGAAAAGGAACAGGAGCAAAAAAAGAAGAAAAAAAAUAAAAAAGGUGAAAAAGGCACCAGUUUGAAUGAAGUCAUAUCAAAUGACGUAAAUAAUGGGAAGGAUACGAACGAUUUAGAAAACAAACAACAGUUUGAAGAAAAAAAAAUAGAUGGAAAUAAUCAAAAUAUGCAAGGUGAAUUAAAAGAACAAAAUAAAAGUAACGAUAACUCAUGCACACAAAAUGCCAGAAAUUAUGCUGUUAAUGAAAAACAGGGGAAAAAUGCAAAAAAAAAUAAUGAUGACUUAAUGGAUGAAGGUGUUAAUGACAAAAAAAAAAAAAAACAUUUAAAAGAAAGUGAUAAUAAAAAAGGAAAUGCAGAAUGUAAAAAAAAUGCUUGCAGUAAUGAUGACGUAGCUAUGAAAAAUGAAUCUCCCGUUGAUAAUAUGAAGGUAGAAGAGGAAGAAAUUAAUGGGGAAGAAGAUAUAAGGCAUGAAAAAAUAAAAGAAGAAAUAAUCGAUAAUGGUAAAAGAAGCAAUGGAGAGAAACUUAAUGAUGACGAAAAGUUAGAUGAAAAUUCUUAUUUGAGUGAAAGUUCAUAUGACUAUUUAAAUGAAGAUAUUAGUGAGGAUGACAAAAACGAUGAGAAUAAAUACAUCACUGGUAUUAACGAUAGGUAUGAAGAAAUAAAAAUUGAGAACGAUGUAAUUAUUAGAAGAGAUAUUUUUUUCUUUAAUUUGUUGAAAAUUAUUAUUAAAAAGAAGACAUCAGAAGAUAUGUUAAUAUAUUUACAUUUGUUAAAUGCAAUAAAAAUUGAAAAAAUUUUUGAUUAUUUAAUACAAUUAUCAUGUGAUAUUUUUAAUACCUUAUUAAACAUUAUAGACAUAACAAAAGAUUCUUCUACAUAUCGAUUGUUACUGAAAAAUUUGGGAGCAUGGAUAGGCAUAAUAACAAUUGGUAGAAACAAACCAUUAAUGUCAAAACAUAUGAACAUUAAGCAGUUAAUUUUAUAUUCAUAUGAUAAUGGCUAUUUAAUUGUUACCUUUCCAGCUGUAUGUAAAAUUUUAGAGAGUAUUAAAAAUUCAAAAAUUUUUAGGCCUCCAAAUCCUUGGACUGUUGGUAUAUUAAAUUUAUUGGGUGAAUUACAUGAGGCACAGUCAUUGAAAACUAUUUUAAUUUUUGAAAUAGAAUUGUUGUUUAACUACUUUAAAAUCAAUGUGUUUGAUUAUUACAAUAAAUGUAAUAUUAUUAAGUGUCGUGCUUUGCCGAUUAAUUCAAAUGAUUUAUUUGUUCGAAAUAAUUUCAAUGAAAAUGCUACAAUGAAUAUAAACAAUUUAUAUGAAAAUAAUUCGAACAAUUCAAUCAACGCUAUCAAUUUUGUUAAUGAAAAUCAACUACAUUUAUAUAAUAACAAAUCGUAUAAUACAUGUGCAAACUGUUAUAGUGAAAAUUUUAUGAAUAGCAAUAUUUAUGAUAAGGCUAAUAAAGGAAUGGAAAUAUUAACAGAUGUAGCUAGUGAUGUUCUGAUAAAUAAAGAAGCGAGAUUUAGCAUGAUGAACAACUACGUCACUACGUCUACCAAUGCAGUUGCAGCUACAAGUGCGUCUGCCACAGGGAAUAGUAAUAAUAACAAUAUGAAUGUGAAUUUGAAUCAUAUUAAUUUUAAUAAUAAUAGCAACAAUACUAACAGAAGCAGUAAUAUCAACAGUAACAACAACAAUAACAGUAUCAGUGUUAAUAAUAAUAGCAGCAACUACGAGUUUUUAAGUUUUAAAAACUUAAGCGCAAAUUUAUUAAAUAAAAGUAGAAAAAAUGAAGAAAUGAAGGAUACAAAUCAUAUAAAAGACCUCCCAGGCAUGAUUAACAUUGAUAGAACUAUGAAUUUGAUGAAUAAUAUAAACCAAAUAAAUAAUAUAAAUAUGUUAAAUAAUAACAUUAAUAUAGCAAAUAACAUGUUCAACUCCUCUGCAGAUAUGACGAUGAUGAACAGUACCACCAGUGGUAAUAACAAUAGCAAUAAAAAUAGACAUAUGAGUCCGAAUUUGACAGAGUCUCUAUCAAAAAAUUUUAAAAAUUUGGACAUUGGUUAUAAAUCUCUUAACAAAAAUGGUAUUCAUAGCGAAAUGAUACUAAAAAACAGUACUAAUAAUAGUAAUUAUAAUAAUCAUAUUAGCCAUAGUAAUAGUAACGGCAUUGGCAACAAUAACGGUAACAGUAAUAGUAGUACCAAUGCGCAGAGGAGAUUAUCGGGAAGUAACAAUACCAGGGAAAAUCAGCCCAUUUCCGUUUUUAAUUAUAUGCAUAAUGAACCCAAUUAUAAUCUCAUGUAUGCAAAAAAUAACCACAUCCUAAAUAGCAUGGAAAUGUAUUCAGUCGACAAUGGCAUUUAUGUCAACAGUAAUAGUAACAGCAAUAAUAACAGCAUUAAUAGUGUGGUAUAUAAUAAAGGUAUAGACUUCCCGCCACACACACUAAACGAUUAUUUGUACAGUAAAAAUAGUAUUAAUGAUAGCAGUGAAGAUUUAUUAAUGAAUGAUUUAAAAGUUGUUAAAAAGAAAGAGAGAAUGAACGAGAUAGAAUUUAAGCCUAGUUCCUUUAAGAAUGCAGACUAUGCUCUAAACAAAAAUAUAAUGUCGUUUAAUAAUAAAAAUGAGCAAUGUUAUAAAAAUGUAGAUAUGAAAAAUGGAAAAAUAGGAUCCAAAAAUGAUAUUUAUGACAAUGUAAAUAAAGACUCGUACGCCUCUUCAUCUUCGAGUAAUUUAAAUUUGAAGAAUGGUUAUAUAGACGCAGUUAGUUUAAAAAAUAUGUCUCUUAACAGUUUAGAAAAAUUAAAGGCGAUGGAGCUUAAUAAUUUCACGAGCAACGUCAGUGGAAGGAGCAUCAGUAAUAGUAAGAGCAAUGCAAUUGGAAGCGGUAUGAACAACGGAAUGAACAACGGAAUGAACAACGGAAUGAACAACGGAAUGAACAAUGGAAUGAACAACGGAAUGAAUAGCGGAUUGAACAGUGGAAGCAACAGGAAUGAAGUGUCUCCUGCAUAUCUACCAGGAAGCAACGGGAAUAUGAAUGUGAAAAGCCAAACCACUUCAUACCAAGGAAACCUUAACAGCAGCAAAUUCAACGAAAUGUUGAACGAAGAAAUUUUAGUUAUAUUGAAAAAAAAUUUAAUACUAUCACCUAAUAUUAUUAGCGUACUUAAGCUAAACCCAAAGUUUAAGGCAUUAAUUUUUCUCGCGUUCGAUUCAGCAAUAAAAGAAAUAAUUUCUUCAAUUGUUGAUAGAUUUGUAUUAAUUGGAUGUAUAACAACAAAAGAAUUAAUUAAAAAGGAUUUUGCCAAUGAAUCAAAAGAAGCUAUUAUACAUAAGGCAUCUUUACUAAUGGCCACUAGCGUAUCAUCAUCUCUUGUUUUAGUGUCUUGUAAAAAACCACUGAAAAAUAUUUUGAUUCAAAAGUUAAGUAAUGUAAUUGAGGAAAAUUUCACAGAACAACAGAACAGCUCAAUUGUAGAUGAUAUUAUAAAAACAUUAAUUAAUGAUAAUAUUAAUAUAAUUUAUUUAAUUAUAGAACAGGUAGCUAUUGAAAAGUCGUCCAUUGAAAUUGAAGAAAUUAUGAAGCCAUUUUACACUUCUAGAAAAUAUGCACGUAUUCAUAAAUUAAAUAUAAAAGAAAAUGCAACAAACAAAUAUUAUAAUGCUCUACCAGCAUUUUUAAAAGCGCAUAAUUUGACAUUAAAACAUAUUCAAGUAUAUAAAAAUUUUAUGAAUUUAAAAAUUUUUAAAAACUUACAACACAAAUUAUUCUCAAUUAAUUCAAUGGAUCAAGAUUAUUUCCUAAAUGAAAGUGAGAACAUAGGAUUUAAUUAUGCAAUUAACAAGAAUAAUGAGAACAUACUAAAUGACAGUUCUUCACACAUGUCUUACUGUAAUAACAAGAAAUUUAUCGCAAAUCCUUUGGAUGCAAGAGAUGCAGAAAUGAUUGAUUACAACAAAGAACAGGAAAGCGAUUAUAUGGAAGCAUUAGCCAAAAUGAGUAGAAGAGAGGAAUCGAAGGGGGACAAUGAAAAAGCGAACAGAUGUAUGGAGGAAAAAUACUACAAUGAUAAUAGUUUAGACGACGACGAUAACACAAACAGCAAUAGUUUAUCUCAUCAGAAAAGUUUAUCUAACAUAAAUUAUGCAAACAGUGCUGUUAAGUUCAUUCCUUGCAAAAAUAAUAACAUGAAAGAUAAUGCAAAUUUUCACUUAGGUAAUAUGAAUAGUAAUAAUAAUAAUAAUAAUAUAAGUGUUAAUACUAAUGCUAAUAUUAAUGUUAAUAAUGUGAAUUAUAUGAAUAACUUAAAUUUAUAUAACUCUUCUAAUAAUGCUUAUUAUAUAUAUAAAAAUCCCAAUAAUUAUUAUAACUGCAAUAAUUAUAAUAAUAAUUUUAAUACAAAUAAUAGGUAUGUGAACAUAGAUAUUAUGAACAACUCUGGUAGUGCUCAGGUGCAUAGCUAUGAAGGAAUUUAUGCUCAUUCUGCUAAUAAUUUUAGUGAAAUCGAAGCCGUCGGAAAUCUGGGAAUAGUUAAGAAUUUCGAGGGAAGGAGUGCUAUGGACGAUGCCCCUGCAAGUAAUGGUCCUUUAGAUUCAUUUUCAGUUUCAGUAAGUAACAAUGGUAGUUACGUAGACAAGUCAUCCAACAGCAGCAGUAACAUGAAUGGUAAUAUAAGUGUGUACACCCAUCAAGAUUCUUUUAAUAACUGUGUAAGCAGUGAAAAUGCAUUAAAUAACAAUACAGGGAGUUCCAUUAAUAGUAGUUUCAUGAGAAAUAUGAAGUUUUUCAAUGCGAAAACGAGUGUUAAAAAUGCCACGUUUAAUCUUGAACACAGCAAUAAUAAAAUGUCCGCAUGUAACAGUUUUGUUGAUAACAUUUCAGGUUAUAACAGUUUUACCAAAAAGGACUCGGCCGUUUGUAGAAAUAUGAUGAAUAUUGAUAACCGAGUCGCUGGGAAUGGUUCCUUAAGUAAGUCAACGAUAAGUGAUGUUAUCCCUAGCAGCAGCGGGUGUGAUAAAAAUAUGUACAUGAUGAUGAAUGUGGAAGCAGAAAAGAGUAAUAAUGGUAGUAGUACCAACGUGAAUAUUAGUAACAGUAAUAGUAACAAUUAUAGGAGUAAAAGCCGUAACAGUAUAAGUAGUAGGAACUACAGUAACAACAUGUGUGGUGGUGAUAGAGACAAUAACGUAAAGAGCAAAGAACCCAAUAGCGGAACGACCAGUAAUGUGGAGCAUAGCGAACAUUUUAGCAUAAAGUUGAAGAAAAUUAAAGAUAUAGAUUUAUCGUGUAAAAAAAAAUUUCUCUUUUUCAUAUCUGAAAUAUUUAUAAAAGAAAAUAUGAAAAAAAUAAAUAUAAAAGAGAUUAUAUCUAUUUUUGAAUUCUGUAUGGUGAGCAUUAAAGAAUAUGCAAAAUAUCUUGUUACAUUUCCACCAAUAAUUCCCACGGUAAAUACUUUUAAUGACUAUUGCAAUAUUAAAACACCAUUUUUUAAAUUUGAAAAAAUGUCAUAUACUGAUGUUCCUUCUCUUUUGUUAAUAUCAUGUUUAUCAACGAACCAUGAAAUUUUCGUAUUUUGUAAAAUUAUUUUUCAUAUAUGUGAAAAUUCAGGAAAUAAAAAUGAGACUUACAAAAUUAUAGGUACAAAAUUAUAUAAAUAUAUACAGGAGAACAUAAAGGAAAAUAAUAUAAAUUAUACUUCACAUUGUUAUAGCAAAAAUGAGGAUAUAAUAGGGAUUGUAAUUAAAGAGCAAAAGACUGUUGACGAGAAUGGAGGUAUUGUACGUCCCAACAACGGUAGUAAUAACAAAGUUCCAUAUCGGACCGAAGAAAGUGACUGCAACAUAUCUAGUGGUUAUAGCAUGAAUAGUAGUGGUAUUAACGAAGCAAAUAUCCUUUUAGAAAUUCAAUUAUGUAUAUUAGAUUUGUUAUGUAGAAAGAGCAGAGAAUUAAAAAAGUUAAUAACUUCGUACGUAUUAAACUGUUCUUGUCACAAUGUAGGCCAUAUUUCUUUAUUUAUUCGUUAUAAUAUUAUAUAUUAUAAAAAUUUAGAUAAGAAAUUGGCAAAGUAUCUAAGAAAUAAUAUUACUACAACUCACAUGAAGAUUAUUCAUUUUUGUAGUGAAUUAAUUUUUAAUUUAAUAAUCAUAAAGAAAUAUUUAAAACCUGAACAUUUAAAAAAGACUAUUAAAAAAUUAAUGAAAAUUUAUAAAUUAUUAUCAAGUGAAAAUAAAUGUAUGGCCAUUCCUCAUAUAGAAAAUAUGCAAUUAAAAAAUAGUAAAGAUAAAUUAACCGAAAUGUUUAGAGAAAUUAGGAAAAUGAAAAAGAAUAAAAAAAGUAUGGAAGAAAAAGGAUCCAUUAGAGUGUUAAGAACGUUGACCGAUUAUUUAGGUAUAUCCAAAAAAUGGUGUAAUCAAAUGGGGGAAAAAAAAAGAAAAAAAAAAAAAAAAGGAAAAAAAAUCGAAAAGGUAAUGGAGGAAGAAAAGGAAGAAAAAAAAAAAGAAAAAGAUAAGGAAAAAAAAAAAGGAAAAAGCAUGAAACAAGCUACACAAGAUGAAAAGGAUAAAGCGGCGAAUUCGGAUGAACAUGAAAUAGAAGGAAACAAUAACAUCAACGAAAAGGAAGACAAUGGUAGGGGAAAAAAAAAUGCGCGUAAUGAAAAAAAAAGUAAAGGAGUAACAGAAGAGAAUAAGGAAAAAGAAGAGCACGACAAAAAUACAUCUGAAAUGAAUAGAACAAAACAUAAGUAUUAUCCCCCAUUGGUGGAGCGAGAUAACGAACUGUGCAAAAAUUCUGAGGAGCUCCCACAAAACGGCUUCCAUAGUAGCAGUAAUAAACAUUUGAACAUGCUGUCAUUAGGUUCAGUUGUGCAUAACUACAGUAAAAAUAGUAUAAACAAUAAAGAUAGUAUGAAUAAUGAACCAUUUUUAUUAAAUAAUGUAAAAAUUCAGUAUAACCACAAUAAUGUAGAUGAAUGUACCAUGUUUUUACUGGAAAAGAUGAGCUAUGAAAAUAAGGCAUUCAACACAGAAGAAAUUAUAGAGAAGAAAGUUAUUGGCAGAAAUAGUGAUAAAGAAUAUAAAGAAAAUAAUAGCGAAAUUAUGAAAUUAAAUGUAUCAAAUAUGAAUAAUGAUAAUAAAGUACAAUAUUGCAACAAUCAUUUAAUAGACGUUUCUGUAAAAAAUGAAAAUUUAAUUACAAUGAACGAAGGAACUAAUAAUCUCAGUACCGUAUUUAAUGAAGAAAAUAAAGAACUUCACAAUAAUAGUAUAUAUGAUAGUGAUCAUUUGAGCCAUUCCUUAAUAUUCUCAAACGAAUCAAAUAACGAUGACACAUCGUCUGAUUAUUCUUCAUCCUUUUCGUUAAAAUCGUAUUCAACAUGUAACGGAAAAGAAAACGAGAUUGUAUUACAGUCCUCAUUUUCAACUGAUUCAUGUUCAACCAUUUCGAAUGUAUCAACUAUAAGCACUAUAUCAUCUAAAUAUGAUUCGAUCGAACCAGAAUUACAAAACGAAAUAAAACGAAAAAUAUCAGAUAACUAUAAGAACAAUGUACUAAACAAUAUAUUAGGUCUGCAAGAGGUAAAUGAAACGAAUAAAAAGUACCUAAAUAAAAAAACAUACUACGUGAUGGAUAUAUUUAACGAAGAUCCUAUAAAAUGUAAAUAUUUACCUUCUCCUCCAGUAGUAGAUGAAGAAAAGGGAGUAAUUAUUGCUUGUUUAUUUGCUGAAUGGUAUUUUAUAUAUAAAAAUUAUUUAAAUAUAUUAAAAAUGAGUAUAUCAAAUGAUAUGCAGGAAAUUAUAAAACAGCAACAUAGGUUAAAAUGUGUAAAAUUUUUUCAGAAAUUAUCAAAUCUGGGAUUUUUAAAGAUGGAUGAAGUUAGUGACCAAUUUUUUUCUCAUUCCAUUAAUAUAUCAGUUAGUAUUGCUCUGUAUAAUUUAGAAAGGGAUACUAUUGUUUGUAAUGAAUUAGUAACGGGACGAAAAAUGGGUGAACAAAAAAGCGAUAAAGGGAUUGAAGUAGAAGAGGAAGGGGGAGGAAAAGAUUUAAAAAGUAAGAAAGAGGAUAAACAAUUUAAUGACGAACAGAUAGAAAUAAGUAAUAAAGUGAACAAUUUUGAAAAGAAGAAUUAUGAAGGAAGGAAAGGAUUGGAAGAAAAUUUAGGAAAAAAUGGAUUAGUCGAGGAAGGGCAAAACAAACAAGAAAUGGAAAAAGGGGGUGAGUGUACUCCGAAUGAGUCAGAUAAGGUACAAAAAGAGGAAGAGCAUAGUGAGAAGGAAAAAAUAAACAAUGAAAUUGUAAAAUAUAAAAAUGAUGUGGAUCUAAAGGAAACACAAAGUACUAGAGAAUUAUUAAAUUAUAACUAUAUUGAUUCAUGGUCUAAAAUGAUUGUAACAAUGCUGACAUUAGUACAUAUAGAACAGGUGUCACCAGUAUUCCUAUUGCAAAAAGUUUUAAAUGUAAUAUGCAGAGUUAUACAUAAACGAUGUGAAAUUGAAAGGAAGAAAUUUAACCAAAGACCUUAUUUCAGAUUAUUACACUGCUUAUUAAUUGAUAUUAAUGAGGGAUGUAUGCAUUCAAGUGACAUCUUAAUACAUUUAAAUUGUUUUGCAAAAUGUUUUGCUUUGUUAUCACCACUAAGAACUCCUGCAUUUUGUUUUUCAUGGUUGGAACUAAUAUCAUCAAAGUGUUUUAUGCCAAAAUUAUUAUCAAAUAUUUGUGGAUGGGGAACAUACAAAAAGUUAUUAAUUGCACUUUUUACUUUUUUGAAAUUUUUUUUAAAAAAAUUACAAAUAUCUAAAGCAAUAGAAACACUUUAUUUAGGUACUGUAAGAAUACUUCUUGUAUUAUUACAUGAUUUUCCUGAAUUUUUAUGUAGUUAUUAUGUUACUUUCUGUAGUCUGUUUCCUAUUAAUUGUAUUCAAUUACGAAAUCUCGUUCUAUCUGCAUUUCCAAGAAAUAUCAAAUUACCUGACCCGUUCAUGUCAGAUGUAAAAAUUGAUUUAUUACAAGAAAUUAAGUUAGUGCCAAAAAUUUUGACAAAUAUUGUAAUUCCUCUUUUUAAAAAUAAUUUAAAAUCUUUAAUUGAUGAAUAUUUUAAUAAAAAGGAUUUUUCGUUACUGUUUCAUAUUCAAGAGAAAUUAUUUUUACCAAAAAAUAAAAUUUAUCAGACCUUUGUUAAAUAUGAUAUAGAUAUUAUAAAUUCGUUGACCUUGUAUGUAGGAACAUGUAUAUGCAAAGCUAAGGUAAAUAACUUAUUUAAGUUUAAUAAUAAUUGUGAUCCUGUAUUGUUAAUGAAAUACCAAGAAGAUUGUCUUGAUGAUGUAAAAGAUAUUUUACAAGAAAUUGUUCUAACUAGUGAGUCAAACAUUUUAAAAAAAAAAAAAAACAUAAUUUCACUAAAUGCUGGACAAGAUAAAAUUGAAAAAGAUAAUAACAAAAACGCGGAUCUGAAUUUAUCCAAAAAAUAUGUAGAACUUAUGCAAGAAAAUAAUGAUGAAAAAAGUAAGGGAGGAGGAAAUGCAUCAUCAUUCUUAUAUCUAAGCACAGAUAAUAGUGCAUUAUUGAAGGAGUGCACAAAUAUUAAUAAUGAUGAUAAUAGUGUAAAUAAUGAUGAUGAUGAUAAUAAUAGGAAUAAUAACAAUGAUAGUGGUAGUACCACUACUAAGUGUAAUAACAACGAACAUAAUAUUAGUAAAGACAACUCUAGGAUAGUUACAAUUGUUAAAAACAACCUAGCGUAUACAUUAUUUUUAUUCUUAUCAAAAAAGAUGGAUAUGGAAGGCAGAUAUUUAUUAUUAUCAAAUAUAGUUAACCACAUUAGAUAUCCAAAUUCGCAUACCCAUUACUUUUCUUGUCUUAUUUUAUUUUUAUUUUCUCAAUCAAAUGAUGUACUUAUUCAAGAACAGAUAAUUCGAGUUUUACUGGAACGAAUUUUGGCUCAUAGGCCUCACCCUUGGGGAUUAUUAAUAACGUUUAUUGAAUUAAUUAAAAAUGCAAAGUUCCAUUUUUGGGAAUGCCCAUUUGUACAUGCUGCAACAGAGAUAAAAAAAUUGUUCCAGUCGGUUGCCCAAGCAUGCGUAGGGCAUGUUUAA
Messenger RNA from Plasmodium malariae, 13599 nucleotides. RefSeq names its product NOT family protein, putative. Gene Ontology annotation, biological process: nuclear-transcribed mRNA catabolic process, deadenylation-dependent decay. The record is from RefSeq and is a predicted model, not a curated record. Gene Ontology annotation, cellular component: P-body; CCR4-NOT core complex. Gene Ontology annotation, molecular function: molecular adaptor activity. The transcript has 2 exons. Lineage: Eukaryota; Apicomplexa; Aconoidasida; Haemosporida; Plasmodiidae. The coding region runs from base 1 to 13599 and encodes 4532 amino acids.